Ilex paraguariensis (yerba mate) is the source of this 189-nucleotide messenger RNA. The record is from the annotation of a GenBank genome assembly. Lineage: Eukaryota; Viridiplantae; Streptophyta; Magnoliopsida; Aquifoliales; Aquifoliaceae.
UUAUGGGCACGAGAGCGUUUAUCACAUAUACGUCCACAACGAUUACUCCCAUGUGAUCCUUUACAUGAUGUACAUCCAGAUGCUAACCCAGCAAAUGAUGUACCACCUGCACCUACACUGGUACAUGGUCUUACACCAGAUGUACCAGCACUUGAUGACCUACCACCAGAGCCUUGUGGGUGUAGGUAA